AUGAACGUGAACCCGAUAUUCGCAGACGAGCUGCGAAGCAGUGGAAUCACUCUUGCCGCUAGAGUGAGUGAAUUCAGAAAUCAUCGAUUAUUAGACAGUGUAAACACAAAACAUAGGUACUUGGAUAGUCGAAAAGAAUGUAUUUUGCCUAUGAGUAGCUGAGAACUUCAUAUUUUAACUUGAUUCAAUGCCAAAUGAUGGUUUUCAGUACCUCGGGAGUAUUCCAGUCAUGGUGUCCAUCAGUGAUAUGGUCUCCGAGAUGAGAAUCCAAGUCGUUACGUGAGCAUCUGAACGUAUAGCUUCGCUUCCAUAUCCAGUUGUUUUUCAGAGAAUGCAUAAAGCACGUAGCAGCAAGCGUGGGCCUCAGUCAGGAGACGGAAAUCAACCCAGUCGUCAGUCGGGUGAGCCAUUCUUCCUCGUUUUGUUUGUUUUCAAAGACCAUGCUUCUAGGUUAUAGGAGAAGUGCAACAGGACAAUUAUCCGGUCGAUUUGAACAUUUCCUCAAAGAUGCUCAGAAUUAUCAGAAAGAAUCGGCUCGUCCAGCGGAAUCCGUUCGCCUUUUUCUCUUUCGGAGCUCAAGGUCAGAAGGGAACGGACACGGAAUCCAUGUUCGGAUAUAUCGCAAAGAAACCGGAUGGAACGGACAGACGGUGCCACGUAAUUUCGUGCAGAGAUGUACAGAAAUUUAUGGAUAUAAUCACCGACGCGAUUACUGUGAACACCUUCGAUGCACGCGCGGCUGCACAAGCCGAAGGGAAAUCCACGGAUGGGUUCACAGAGCCGGCUCCCAGCGGACUGGACCCGAACAGACAGUCUUUCGUGUCGAAUGUGAGACCUUCGACGGUGAUGGACGAUGUGAAAAACCAGGUGUGGUAUCACGGAAAACUCUCGAGGGAUGAUGCGCACGCACUCUUAACCAGCCCCGGCGACUUUCUAGUGAGGUGAGAUCUUUGAAAAUAGAAAGAGUUCAUGAGAUGAGAAGAUUUCAGGAAAAGUGAUCACACUCCCGGACAGUUCGUUCUGAGUGGAAUUACGGUCGAUAACGAGCACAAGCAUCUGAUUCUUCUGGACAGUAAACAGGUAUGUCACAUGUUUCUGAAGCGUACUUUUUAAUUUAUAUUAAUUGAAUUGAAUUGAAUUGAAUUUAAUGGCCAGACGGCUCGGGCUCUGCCCGACGACCGAAAUUUUUGUCAACUUUAUCAAUUUUGUUGCAAUUAAUCAGAAAAUUGCCUAUCUGUAUCAUUUAAGUUGAAAAAGGCCCGGAAAAGACUGAAAUGUGGAAAAACAGUACUUCAAAUUCGAAAUUUUAGUAUCCGGGCCCGUAACAACUAUAGUAAAUAAAUUGAUUGUUUUCAGAGAGUGCGUACCAGAGACAGGGAGUUCAACAACAUUUCCGAGCUCAUCGAAUAUCACAUGACGAAUGGAAUGGCGGUCCGAUCGGAAGGAAGGGACCGCGAGACUUCUCUUAAUUUGAUCCGUCCUAUCCCGGCUCCCCGUUCGCAGCUCCCAAAAUAA
Messenger RNA from Caenorhabditis sp. 36 PRJEB53466, 1515 nucleotides. Lineage: Eukaryota; Metazoa; Nematoda; Chromadorea; Rhabditida; Rhabditidae. The record is from the annotation of a GenBank genome assembly.